Molecule: messenger RNA, 234 nt
Organism: Caenorhabditis remanei
Lineage: Eukaryota; Metazoa; Nematoda; Chromadorea; Rhabditida; Rhabditidae
Exons: 2
Coding region: 1-234 (77 amino acids)
Source: RefSeq, a predicted model, not a curated record
AUGUGUUCCAAGAAGGUGCGAGGAGUGCAUUCAUAUGUGACUGAAGAAGGUCGAAUACUAAUAAAUGCCGAAAAGAUGGAAUAUUUCCGUGCCGAGAAGCGAAGACUAUCCAGUUCUCGUCCGAUCGAAUCCACAUCGCCUCCUCCUGAACUAAAAGCGAGUAGUUCUGAAAUCUCGACGUCUUCUGAUGGGUCUUCUAAUGGAAGUUCCGAGGAAAAAGACGAAGACAUAUGA